Molecule: messenger RNA, 3171 nt
Organism: Eimeria acervulina
Lineage: Eukaryota; Apicomplexa; Conoidasida; Eucoccidiorida; Eimeriidae
Product: M16 family peptidase, putative
Exons: 11
Coding region: 1-3171 (1056 amino acids)
Molecular function (GO): metal ion binding
Source: RefSeq, a predicted model, not a curated record
AUGCAGCAGCACCAGCAGCAGCAGCGGCUAGUCUGCUUCCUUCUCCUGUUGCUGCUUCAUAACUUCUAUAAUGCAUGCGCUGCAGUACUAACUGCAGCCCCGCGCGAUGCCGCCCCAGAGGUGAAGGCGACUGAAGACAUUGAGGUGUCUCUAUCAGAUCGCCGGGUGUAUCGUGAGGUGCUACUGCCUAAUAAAAUGCAGGUUAUGCUUGUGCAUGAGAAGAAUUGCGAAGAAGCUGCGAGCAAGCUGAAUACGCCCUUUUCGAAUUUUUCGGUCGGAAAUUUAGACAGUUUAGUGAGGGAGCCCAAGGCGAAGGGAAUUGACUUCGUUGAAGAAAUGAAAAGGUUUCACGCCAAGUGGUACUCCAGCAACCUAAUGACUGCCGUUAUCGUAGGAAGAGAGACUUUAGACGAGCUGCAGAAUCUCGCUGUCUCCUUCUUCUCUCGCAUCCCUAACAAUGAGACCCCUAAACCGCAAUUUAACGAAUGCUCGCUUUCUUAUCAGCCGUUCGCACCUCAAGAGCUCAAAACUCUCGUUUGCUUCAUGCUAACAGAAGAAGGGGCUAAGGAUGACUCCAUCGCCCUCAUUGGAAGCCUCUUCUUUCUUUACUUGAGGGCCAUCCGUCACUUUGGAGUGCAGGCGUGGCGAUAUGCUGAGCUCGCUGCACUUCGCCGUCAAGAGUUUUUGUUUGCAGAUGUUCCCGAUGCUUACGACCUCACUCAAGAUGUAGCAGAGGCGUUGCACUACUACCCUCCUCACGAAGUGUUGGCGGGGCCUUCUAGUUUAUAUGUUUUUGAUGAGUCUUUAAUUGUCUCCUUGAUAGAGCAUUAUAUUACUCCUGAUAAUUUACGUGUGUUUCUUCUAGAUAGGAACAGAGAAAUAGAAAAGAAAGAGACAGAAGAGACGACAGAGACAGAGGUAGAGACAGAACCGCGUUAUAAUAUUAUGUAUAAGAGACAGCCUUUAAAGGAGACACUUCUUACACAAUGGAGACACCUCUCCCAGCUAGACAAAGACAGUGUCUCUGCAGCAAUGCAGCAGCAUGAACUAUCUCUUCCUCCUCCUAAUCCCUACCUUAGCAGCAUCCUGCAGCUGCACCAGCAUCAGUUGCUGCUGCUGCCUGUACACCCCACACGUCUGGUGUAUGGACAGGGUCACCUCUGUGAAGAGACAGGCCCCUCCCCUCGCUGCAAUGUCUUCUACAAAGGAGACACUCAGUUUAACGUACCCAAGACUGCGGCCUUUGAUAGUGCUGCAAGAGCAGGCGUUGCGGUGUCUCUUGGUGCUGGAGUUGACGUAGCGGGCAGCGUGAGGCCCUUUGCUUUGGGGCUGCAUGCGUUUGGCUUCUCCCCAGGUGUAUCUGCAGUUCUGGUAGAGGUUGCAGAGUGUCUAGGCCAGCAGCAAGAAGCAGACAGCAGCAGCAGCAGCAGCAGCAAUGACAGUAGCAGCACCACCACCAGCAACAACGACAGCAGCAGCAGUAGCAGCAGCAACGACAGCAGCAGCAGCAGCAGCAGCAGCAAAAGGGGAGGGUCGAGGUGUCCCUUGAAUCCCUUCUUACAGCGGGCCUUACUGAAGCCAGCUUGGGAGGGGCUGGAGACAGCAGCAAAAGUUGCUGCUGCACAUAGAACACCAGCAGCACAAGCUGGAGACACCUUGCGUCGCUUUGUCUCCUCUCCCUUCUUCUCUCCGCAGCAAAUAUUAAAAGGCAUAGAGACACUUAAACAGCACCACCUGAACAAAGCACAAGCCCAAGCAAAGACAAGAACCGACAAGAAGACAGAGAAGGAGACAGAGAAGGAGACAGAGACACAGCAGCAAGAGACAGACACAGAAACAGAUGCAGAGACAGAGACAGAGACAGAGACAGAGAAGCAAAAGGAGACAGAGCAACGCCACCAACACUGGAGAGACAGUCUCUACGAAGAUGUCGUUCUCUGGGGACAGCGAGUGUGGGGCGAGGUCCACAUAGAGGGACUUAUACAGGGAGACCUGAAGGCUUCUGCUGCUUCUUCGCUGCUGUCUUCUGUUAUAUCUGCGCUGCCUAUACACCGCACAAUUGAUGCGGAGACAGCUGAGGCGGAGGUUAAAGUGUCUCCUUUAGAGAGCCUCAGCAGCUUUAAGCCUGAGGGCCCUUCUCGUGUCUCCUUAUUAACCCGCAGCGCGCCAAUAAGAAGAAUACAAAGCAAGCAACAGCAGCAGCAGCAGCAGCAGCAGGAGGAGGAGGAGACAGAAGAGACAGAGACACCAGACAUGCAGCAGCAGGGAGCAGCACAAAAGGAGACAGAGGACGUACAAUACCCACAAAAGGAGACAGAUAAAGAGACAGAGAAGGAGACAAGAAAGGAGACAGAGGGGGUUUAUAUUACAAAGAAGACAGAUAAAGACUACGUUGUGCAGGAGACAGUAGAGGAGACACAGAGACACCCGAGGAGACUUAAACUCUUACGCCUUAACAGCAACCCCUUCGAUCCUAAGAACCACAACCUCUUUGUUAUUGAGGUUGGGCCUGUAGAAAGGCUAGAGGAGAAAGCUUUAACAUAUCUAACAACAAGAGAAAUGUCUCAGAGCUUUUUUAAUGUUAUAAGAACAGACGAACAGUUAGGCUAUAAUCCACAUAUGGGGACACUUAGAUUAGGAGGGUUGUUAUAUUUUAUUUUUUCUGUCUCCUCUAGCUUCGAUCCGGUGUAUAUACAGCAGAGAUUUGAAGCAUUUCUAAUGCAGUACAGGAGACACCGCAUGCAAGAACAGCAGCUCAAUGAACUUAAAGAAGGAGCUGUCUCCUUUUGGAGUAGAAAGCCAAAGUGUCUCCUUGAAGACUUCUCUCUUAAUAUUACUCAAAUUAGGAGAAGACAAUAUCUCUUCAAUCUCCGCGACCUUAUGAAGGAGCAUAUUCAGAAGAUCAAAGUCGGGGAAGUAGAAAAAUUUAGAGAGGAGAAGAUGUUCGCUACACCCUCCGUUGUCGUUCAGGUGUAUAGUCAGCUUGAGGUCCCCAAAGAAGGGCCUCAGCAACCCGACAAGAUAGCUGCUGCACUGCAGCAGCAGCACCACCACCAGCACCUGCUGCAGCAACAGCAGCUGCAGCACCACCAGCAGCUGCAGCACCACCAGCACCUGCUGCAGCAGCAGCCGCACCAGCUAAUGCAGCAACAGCAUCAUUUGGUAUACUAA